Trichoderma reesei QM6a is the source of this 1377-nucleotide messenger RNA. RefSeq lists its product as uncharacterized. NCBI's taxonomy places the organism in Eukaryota, Fungi, Ascomycota, Sordariomycetes, Hypocreales, Hypocreaceae. The transcript has a single exon. The record is from RefSeq and is a predicted model, not a curated record. Gene Ontology annotation, cellular component: cytoplasm. Gene Ontology annotation, molecular function: tRNA binding; nucleotidyltransferase activity; double-stranded RNA binding. The coding region runs from base 1 to 1377 and encodes 458 amino acids. Gene Ontology annotation, biological process: regulation of translational fidelity.
AUGGAAACAAGGAUCAUCAAGGUCUCUCCGAGCAAGGACUCUCCCCUCGGCAAAUUCGAAGCCUCCCUCCCUUCACCACCGUCAUCACCAUCACCAUCCACAACCUCUUUAUCAUCAUCAUCAUCACCGCCGCCCUCCAAGCUGGAAGAAUGGCGCAUCCUCCCCUCCUCCAAAGACGCCAUCGCCGCCCUCGAGUCCGCAGCAGCCUACCUCCGAACCAGCAACACGCCCGUCGCCUUCCCCACGGAAACCGUCUACGGGCUCGGCGCGGACGCCACUCGCAGCGCCGCCGUCAAGGGCAUCUACGCCGCCAAGGGGAGGCCGUCGGACAACCCGCUCAUUGUGCACGUUUCGGACCUGCGCAUGCUGCGCGAGCUGCUGGGCAAGAACAAGGACGACCCGGAUGCCAUCCCGAGCAGGUACAGGGCGCUGAUAGAGCGCUUCUGGCCGGGCCCGCUGACGAUCCUGCUGCCGAAUCCGCAGCCGUCAAGGUUGGCGCCGGAGGUGACGGCGGGGCUGGAGACGUUUGGCGCGAGGAUGCCGUCGUCGCCGCUGGCUUUGAGCCUGAUUAAGCUGGCUGGCGUGCCUCUUGCGGCUCCUUCGGCGAAUGCUUCGACCAAACCGUCUCCCACGGCGGCGCAGCACGUCAAGGACGACCUGGAUGGACGGAUCGAGUUCAUCCUCGACGGGGGUCCCUGCCAGGUCGGCGUCGAAAGCACCGUCGUGGAUGGCCUCUGCGACCCGCCGGUGGUGCUGCGACCGGGAGGCAUCAGCAUGGAGGAGCUCCGGAGCUGUCCCGGCUGGGAAAACGUGGCCAAGGCGUACAAGGACCACAGCGAGCUGGGCAAGGCGGCGCCGAGGGCUCCUGGGAUGAAGUACAAGCAUUACAGCCCCAAGGCGAGGGUGGUGCUCUACGAGUCUACGUACGCGGAUGGCUCCGGAGGGGUGCUGCCGUCGGAUGUCGAGGUUGCCGGCGCUACGGAGAACGGAAACACGGGGAAGACCAACGGUCACUCGUCGACGAGGAUAGGCGUGAUUCGUACGCAGCGGUGGAAGUCGGGAGCGGGUCUUGAGUGCGAUAAUUUACAGCCUGCUCCCGUUGAUCAGGAUGCUCAUGAUGACGAGUACCUGAAUCCCGCAUAUCAGGUGUUUAAAGGACAUCUCAAGAACAAACAGGGCGAUGUCAUCGGUGAGCUAUUCGACAUUGACCUAGGACACGACACGAAGAGGAUAGCGCAAGGGCUGUUUUCGGCGCUGCGGGAGCUGGAUCGCCGGAACAUAGACACAAUCUUUGUCGAUGGCAUAGACGGCGAGCUGGACAUCGCCGCUGCCGUGAUGAAUCGCCUUCGCAAGGCGGCAUCGGAGAUCCGGUCAUGA